GGUACACCUUUGAAAUUUCUAACUCAAACGCGUGCAAAGCAAAUGCAUAGACUUGCAAGAGCCAGCGUCUCCUCCGCGUUUCGACGACCUCCAACCCACCCCCGUCGCGUAUUUCUGUGUAGACCAUCAACUUCAUCUUUGAGACAGUUCUCCACAGAUCCUUCAAAUUCUUCUCCACCCAAUGCAUUGCCAGAAUCACAGGUGGAGGCUAUUGAGGAGGAAGAGGACAAUUAUGGAUUUCCAGACGUAAUGAAACCAGACGCUAUUCAUGACGAUCUUUUAGCCAUGGAUUUCCCUCCUACCAAACGCACACCACACGCGAACCGCGUCGUCAUACGCAGUGUCUAUGAACAGCGCAUUAACCAAGGGCUAGAAACAAGCAGUCCAGAAAAUUCAGAGAACGUUGCCGAAGAAGACGAUGCUGACGAGGAAGCUGACGAGGAAGACGAGGUCUCUCCGCUCGCGCACCUCUCUCUCAGCCAGCCAGCUCUCGACAAGCUGUACAAGUUCCAGCUCAUUUCUCGCCGCAUCACGCAACAGACAGGGAAGGGGAAAAUACACCGACAGUAUGCACUUGUUGUUGUGGGGAAUGGAGAUGGGCUGGUGGGAUAUGGAGAGGGCAAGGACGACGAACUGCCUAGGGCGUCCGACAAGGCAUUCGCCGCUGCCGUUCGUAACAUGGACUACGUCGAGCGCUUCGAGAAGCGUACGAUGUGGACGGACAUGGAAACAAAGCUCGGUUCCACGCACAUCAUCCUACGGCCUCGUCCUGUCGGUUUUGGAUUGCGCUGUAACCCGAACGUGCAUCAGGUUCUCAAAGCAGCAGGCAUCAAGGAUGCCAGUGCAAAAGUAUGGGGCAGCCGUAAUCCACUCAAUGUUAUCAAGGCGCUGUUCAGGGUGUUGCAGGCUGGGAACGCGCCGUUGGCUAUGGGUGAUGGAUUUGGAGGGAAGGCCAGGAAGCUCGACAAGGGAUCUGGACUGCGUAACAAGAGUGCUGUAGAACGCGAUCGUGGGCGGAAGCUUGUGGAUCUCAGGACGUACUGAUUUUGGGGUGCUGUUAGCUUUCAUUCCCGUGUUCUGGCGUCCCUGCUUUGUGACACUCCUUUCCGCGGAAUAAAUUGAUUGGUUCCAGUGUGUUCUUUUACUCUACGUUCCUAGAGCCCAGCUACGAUCGAGACCCGAGGCGCAUCGAAAUAACGGUAACCUCAGGAAGGCACUCUUGAGCUGACGUUCGAAAUUAAAUUCUGUGCUUGUAACUUUAUCUUCACCUUCUAGAACGCACCCAGACUCAAGGUAUCACAUUAUUAAUUUGCCAUAAAUGGGUUCAAAGCCAAGGGUAAUGGGACGGCGAGCACUGCAUGGCACAUGCGUGCAUGGAUUCGUGG
This is a messenger RNA of Suillus clintonianus, 1385 nucleotides long. RefSeq lists its product as uncharacterized. Bases 43 to 1044 code for a protein of 333 amino acids. Gene Ontology annotation, biological process: translation. The transcript has 2 exons. Lineage: Eukaryota; Fungi; Basidiomycota; Agaricomycetes; Boletales; Suillaceae. The record is from RefSeq and is a predicted model, not a curated record. Gene Ontology annotation, cellular component: ribosome. Gene Ontology annotation, molecular function: structural constituent of ribosome; RNA binding.